UGUCAAGGCAACAGCACAGAUUUGAUUUCAUAGUGCGAAAUGGGGCUCCCAAAGUUUGAGAUGGAGUGAAAUUUGCAUUUAAAUGACAAGAAAGUGACCCAGCGAGCAGCUGUGGGAUAAAUAAACUCUUUGUAACUGGAUUAUAACUGGAGUGUCGGUUCCCAAUUUCGCUGUUUUUCCAAAAAAUGGCGGAAAAUGAGGAGGAUGGAGACCAGUGUAUAUAUCCUGCUAUUACAAAUGAUAUUCGUUCCCGUCUGCAGCACUUUGUGGAGGAGAGGAUGCAGACCACCAUGGUACAGAAACUCACUGCUAUGUUCCCAGAAUUACUCUGAAAGCAUCUCUUCCCACAUCAGUUUCCCAUGCAGCUUUCUAAGCAGGGGGGAAAGACUUCGGACUGACCCAGAUCAAAUAUCACACAUUAUGUUAAAUGUUACAGAGCUGACAGGUGUAUUGAUUGGUGCGGUGGUGGCUGUGUUUCUGAUAGGAAUCUCUGUGCUUCUCAUCUACCGCAGAUACAAACUAGCGAGUCAGCAGGCCGGUGUCCCUCGGUAUCGCUUCAGGAAGAGAGAUAAAGUGCUCUUCUAUGGCAGGAAAAUCAUGAGAAAGGUCCAGACCUUGUCCUCCACACCUUCCUCCACUUCAAUGUCUAAACAGCGCUCUCGAAAGAGGCCUAAAGUUCUGAGUAUAGCUCGCAGGAUCCUGCGGAUUAGGAAGGAGCCUCCCACCUUACAGCCCAAAGAGCCCCCUCCCUCACUCCUGGAGGCGGAUCUCACAGAGUUUGAUGUCCAGAACUCAAACCUGCCCUUAGAGGUGCUCUACAUGCUCAAGAAUGUCAGGGUACUGGGUCAUUUUGAGAAGCCCUUGUUUCUGGAGCUGUGUAGGCACAUGGUCUUUGUGGAGCUGCAGGAAGGAGAGGGGUUGUUUAGGCCGGGAGAUGACGAUGACAGCAUCUUUGUCGUUCAGGACGGAAGAUUGGAGCUUUGGAUCCACGAGCCUGAUGGCACAGAGCCUGUGGUGAAGGACGUGUUGCCCGGGGACAGUGUUCACAGUCUGCUUAGCAUUCUGGACAUAAUCACAGGUUAUCCUGCUCCUUACAAGACCGUGUCAGCACGUGCAGCUGUCAGGUCCACCAUAUUGCGUCUGCCUGCCUCAGCUUUCCAGUCUGUGUUUGAGAAAUACCCAGAGACACUAGUGAGAGUCAUACAGAUAAUCAUGGUGCGUCUGCAGAGAGUCACCUUCCUGGCACUUCACAACUACCUGGGACUGACAACUGAGCUUUUCAAUCAGGACAGACAAGCAGUGCCGCUGUUCACAGUCAACAGUGUGCUCGCCGAGGGGAGUCCCAUUAGAGUCCCGCGCAGACCCCACUUUCAGACAACAUCAGAAGACGAGCCCCUGCACAGCUCUGGAGAGCACUUUACAGACUCGGACGGAGGCCAAGCUGGUUCAUAUGAAAGCGCAUCGUCAGUUGCGCGGAGGUCUCGUUCUGUCUCGAUGCCUGUAGAGAGCACAGGGGUGGCAGGAAACGACCUGAACAUGGCUUGCGAACGGGCCCGAGUCACCAUAGAUGAACCUCCAUCCAGUCCUGUCAUUUACAAGUCCAUUCUGAAGAAGAGUGUGACCAUGCAGCAUGCUCCAUCCGCUGUGAUUCAUUACACGGACAAUGCACCACGCUCUGACGUGCCCCCCAGUAAAGUAGGAGCCAUAUUCCAGGCCGCCAAGAAAGACCUGCUGGGUAUUUUUCAGCUGCAGGACCCCAGUUUGCUGGAGGGCAGGGUGACACUGCAUCAGGUUAAGGCUGGAUCUAUUGUAGCUCGCCAAGGAGAUCAGGAAGUGAGUGUGCAGUUUGUGAUCUCAGGCACGCUCCAUGUGUACCAGCGGAUGAUCGACAGAGAGGAGGACACGUGUCUGUUCGUGGCUCACCCAGGAGAGCUGGUGGGUCAGCUGGCCGUGCUGACGGGCGAGCCACUCAUCUUCACUGUGCGGGCACAUCGUGACUGCAGCUUCCUGUCCAUGUCUAAAACACAUUUCUAUGAGAUCAUGCGAGCUGAACCCACAGUGGUGCUGAAUGUUGCUCAUACUGUCGUAAGAAGGAUGUCAUCUUUCGUCAGACAGAUUGACUUUGCCCUUGACUGGAUGGCUGUGGAGGCGGGCAGAGCUGUCUACAGGCAGGGUGAUACGUCUGACAGUACUUUUAUAGUGCUCAGUGGCCGCCUGCGUUCCGUCAUCAGGAAGGAGGAUGGGAAAAAGGAGCUGACGGGAGAGUAUGGCAGAGGGGAUCUCAUUGGAGUGGUGGAAGCUCUGACCCAUCAGAACAGAGCGACUACUGUUCAUGCUGUUCGAGACUCAGAACUGGCUAAACUACCUGAGGGAGCUCUCAAUUCCAUUAAGAGGAAAUUCCCACAAGUAGUCACAAGGCUAAUUCACCUGCUCGGACAGAAGAUCCUCCAGCAGGUUAAUGGACCUUUGUCAGCUCGCAGUCUGGCUCUGCACACUCCCGGAAGUAAAUGGGAUGCAGGGAACCCUGCCUCAAACCUUUCCACCAUCACUGUGCUACCAGUAUCGGAAGAGGUCCCUCUGACUGCGUUCACCCUAGAACUUCAGCAUGCACUUCUGGCAAUCGGUCCUACUCUUCUUUUGACUAGUGACAGCAUCAAACAGCGCCUUGGAUCUGCUGCAUUAGACAGUGUGCAUGAAUACAGGUUGUCGAGUUGGCUGGGUCAGCAGGAAGACAUCCAUCGCAUAGUCCUGUACCAGACAGAUGUGUCACUCACCCCCUGGACUCAACGCUGCAUCAGACAGGCAGAUUGUAUUAUCAUCGUUGGACUGGGAGAGCAGGACCCAGCUGUUGGAGAGCUGGAGCGUAUGUUAGAAGUAAGUGCGGUGAGGGCGCAGAAACAGCUGGUGUUGUUGCACCGCGAGGACGGCCCUCCACCCAAAGGAACAGCCGAAUGGCUGAACAUGCGGAGUUGGAUCUCCAGACACCUUCACCUGUCCUGCCCCCGCAGGGUCUUUUCCAAGAGGAGCCUGCCAAAACUGAGAGAGAUGUAUCAGCGUGUGUUCCUGAAACCUGCUGACCGUCACUCUGAUUUUUCUCGCUUGGCCCGCGUACUGACAGGCAACGCCAUUGCACUGGUACUGGGGGGAGGAGGAGCAAGGGGUUGCUCUCAGGUGGGCAUCAUUCGUGCAUUAAGUGAGGCGGGAAUCCCCAUUGAUCUGGUGGGUGGCACCUCAAUUGGUUCCAUGAUGGGCGCUCUGUAUGCAGAGGACCGCAGUUAUAGCAGGAUGAAGAUCAGAGCCAGAGAGUGGGCCAUGGAAAUGACAUCAGUGUUUAAGAAAGUGCUGGACUUGACCUACCCUGUCACCUCUAUGUUCUCCGGAGCUGCAUUCAACUCUAGCAUUAAUGCUGUCUUUAAGGACAAGCAGAUAGAGGACCUCUGGAUCCCAUAUUUCAACAUCACCACAGACAUCACCGCCUCCACGAUGAGAGUGCACACUGAUGGCUCUCUGUGGAGGUAUGUGCGAUCCAGCAUGUCUCUUUCUGGUUACCUGCCACCACUGUGUGAUCCAAAAGAUGGACACCUGCUCAUGGAUGGAGGCUACAUCAACAACCUGCCAGCGGACGUGGCACGCUCCAUGGGCGCCAAGGUGGUGAUUGCAAUCGAUGUGGGCAGCCAAGAUGAAACCAACCUCACCAACUAUGGGGAUGCCCUCUCCGGAUGGUGGCUGCUAUGGAAACGGUUCAACCCACUGGCUGAGAAAGUCAAGGUGCUGAACAUGACUGAGAUCCAGGCCCGGCUGGCUUACGUAUGCUCUGUGAGACAGCUUGAGUCAGUUAAAAGCAGCGACUACUGUGAAUAUAUCAGACCUCCCAUCGACAGAUACCGCACGCUCGAGUUCGGCAAGUUUGAUGAGAUCAGCGAAGUGGGCUACCAUCAUGGGAAGACAGUGUUUGAUGUGUGGUGCAGGAGUGGAGUGGUUGAAAAGAUGAUGAAGGACAGACAUCAAGAGGAAUUCCACAAAACUCAAAGCAAUAAUGUGGUGACCUGUCCAAAUGCCUCCUUCACUGAUCUGGCUGAGAUUGUCUCUCGCAUUGAACCAGUUAAAACAGCUCAUAUGGAUGAUGAAUCAGACUAUCAAACCGACUAUGAAGAGGAGAUGGCAGAGAGCGCUCUAUCAGACAUGGAGAUUUACAACCAACACAGUGAACAUACAGAAGAGGAACUGACCGCAGACACUGAUGAAGAAUUUGAGAGGGCUCGCAGACAGCCUGUGCAUUCUGACCCAGAGAAUGUGGGACCUGUGUCAAUCAAAACACUGCAAAACUCCAGCUCCGGCAGUCCUCCAUGCCAGGAAAGUACACGGAUAAGCACUCCUCCAUCCUGACCCCUGAUCCCUCCUGCCCCAGAGAUACCAGCCUUGCAGGGUACAAACCCUUGACACUCCCAAGAUUUGGGCUUCAGACCUUAGCGCACCAUUCCAAUCACAUUCCAACCAAGCCCUUCCUGGCCUUGAAGAGCAGAAAGUGGGCAGUUUGUGUAAUAAUUGCCUUUCCCCAAAAAAUCCAAAGAAGACAUCUGACUAACACACAACUGACAGCUGGGUAACAUGGCAUGUAACUUAAUGUCCAACUGUAUCAUGCUGACUGGGUACAUUUUUGAUUGCAAAGUUCCAAAUUUGUUCAGUCUCAAAUUAAUUAUACAUUUAGUCAGUCGAGGAGGGAUUUACAUGAGUAAGACAAUCAACUACAAUGUUGUAUUUACAAAUGGUUAGAUUGGAUUGCUUGUACUCUAGAGUCUUUCUACUGUCAUCGAAAGAAGCAAAAAAGAGAGUGAAAUGUUGAGAGAUCACAAAGGCAAUGAGUUUCUUGUAGAGUUCUCUCUUUAUAAGCUCUUUUGACAGAUGUUUUUUGUUUUGUUUUGCUUUAAACUCUGACAAGCUGAUAUGUCCCACAUUUGCUGGUGUACAACAUGACUGUUGUAUUUAGAUCAGAGAUGCCGUACUGAAGGAUACUUGAUCUGAUAUGGACUUUAGACAGAUCUAACCUAACCAGCGUCGGAUAUCUUACCAAAUGUGUCUGUUAAAUUACUCUUACCUUUAACAGCAAUGAUCAAAAACAUACAAAUCAUAAACACAAGCCUAUCAAUGCAAUAUUUUAUAAAUGUAAUGUUUUUUUUGUUUUUUUUUUGUGAAUAUUUGCUGUACAUGCUCAAUGUAGUGCCUUUUUAACCCCGAUACUAGCCAUACAAGAGAAUGGUAGUACAAUAAUGGGUUGUAACAGGGUUCGGGAAAGGAGGCGGCGGGAACCGGAUCAACACUCAACAAGACUUUAAUUAUAACAUCAAACUGGAACAUAAUAACAGACGUCGACCACGAAUACACACAGCUCCGUGUGUGUCUCUCUCUCUCUCUCUGGCAUCCCCGGCUCCUCCUCCUCAUCUCUUUCCCGCUGAUUGGGCUACUCAGCACCAGGCGUGCACCCUCACCUGUCACAUGGGUCCAAAUAUAUUAACAAUGUAAUACUGCCAGUAUUGAUUCAUUUGCAAAUACGCGUAUGUUUCGCACAUCUAAGUUUCGUUUGAGCACCAGUCUGAAUGUAGUCUUUAAUUAUAUACAGCCAUUACUUACAUUGACUGACAUAGUGGAUGUGAAGAUGAGUGGUUACGCUGCUGUUAUAAUAAUUUUGAAACAAUCUUUAUGCGAUGUGCCAAUAGUUUUGCAUGAAAUUGGAACACUGUGCUAAAAAAGCUACAGACUAAGCGUUAAAGGCAUAGUUCACCCAAAAAUGAAAAUUCUGUUGUCAUUUACUCACCCUUACUUUGUUCCAAACCUGGAAGACUUUCUUACAUGGAACACAAAAGGAGAUGUUGGUCAGAAUGUUAGCAUCAGCCACCAAUCGCUUUCAUUGUAUGGAAAAAAAGAUGCAAUGAAAGUUAAUGGUUACCGAGACUAACAUUCUUUCUAUUCUUAUGGGUUUGGAGUGAGUAAAUGAUGACGUAUCCCUUUAAUGUUUUGACCGUCAGCAGUGGUCUAUGUGAAUGGUUGAGGUCAGUUCAAUUACAAAGGUAAUGAAACUGGACAAGUUGGACAUUAGAGCAACCAAACAGGAAUAUGCAUUUGUUUUCCAAUUACAUGAGUUGCAACUUUGAAAACUUCAUAAAAUGUCAACCACUAAUAAAGUGCAUUUUGCUCUCUU
Messenger RNA from Myxocyprinus asiaticus (Chinese sucker), 6196 nucleotides. Its product is annotated as patatin-like phospholipase domain-containing protein 7. The transcript is spliced from 36 exons. Gene Ontology annotation, cellular component: endoplasmic reticulum. Gene Ontology annotation, molecular function: phosphatidylcholine lysophospholipase A1 activity. Gene Ontology annotation, biological process: lipid metabolic process. Bases 196 to 4386 code for a protein of 1396 amino acids. The record is from RefSeq and is a predicted model, not a curated record. Lineage: Eukaryota; Metazoa; Chordata; Actinopteri; Cypriniformes; Catostomidae.